Molecule: messenger RNA, 348 nt
Organism: Ectocarpus sp. CCAP 1310/34
Lineage: Eukaryota; Phaeophyceae; Ectocarpales; Ectocarpaceae
Source: the annotation of a GenBank genome assembly
AUGGCGAGCUCAGGGAGAGGGAACACCAGCCUAGCCUCGAUGCGCAAGAAGCGGCGCACGAUCGGCGGCUUCAGGGCUCACGCCAUGGGCGACUCGUACGACCACAGCACCACGGCGGACGCCAGCGCCAACAACAGCCUGAGCAUGGUCCCCGAGAACCAGCUGAGCUAUCUGGCGGGGGGAGACUCCGGCAGCGAGAACAUCGUGGUAGCCGUGCGGGUGCGACCUCUGUCUGCUACCGAGCUCGCCGAGGGCAAGCGGUCGUGCUGCGACGUGCUCACUAGAAAUACCCUGGUCAUCAGAAAGGGGGCGGACCCUGGCGCCUACCUACGCAGCCAACAGGUAUGA